AACAUUCGAGCUUUUGGGAAGCUUUGUACUGUUGCUAAGCCACGAGAGAAUCAUGAAUGAUUAGCUUUGAUUAAUUAAAAAGUAAUGACUUAGGAUCACAUUGAAUCAUUUUAUCGGAAAACUAAAAAAACGCACUAUGAACCCUACAAAGUUAAAUAAAAACAUUUUGAUACCUGUUCUGUGUAUCACAUUAGCUCUGGUUUACUUCAUAUUUGGCCACGGUAAAAGUACUCAGAAUAGCGCUACAAGUACUAGAAUUGCAGAUCCUUGGAUAAAAAUUUCAAAACAAAAGGUAGUGAAGAAGAUGUCUGACAAAAUAAGCCCAGAUGGACACUACCUGCCUUUCUACGGAUACACAAUUGUUUCCAUGUUAACUGACCGGUAUGAACUGAACCAAAUUUAUGACAGCAUAAAAAACACAAAGUUUCUCAGCAAGUUUUUGACACCUCUCCCAAUAUCCUCCUACCACGUCACCAUAUAUGACAUUUUUACUCAGAGAAAAAUACCGUUGAAAUACACCUCUGAUUUGGCGUCGUCUAUGAAGCUUUCUCAGAACUCAGGUGCCCUCAAGACUGAUCUGCUAGCUGCACAGUACAUAUGUGAUAAGAUCCAGGGGGGGAUCACUUUCAAACCAAAAAAUAUUGUUUUUGGUGAUGGGCCAGGCAGGCCGUUUAUUGUUGAAGGGGAGAUAAGCAACCUGAAGGAGCUCAACAGUGCCAGGGACAUGUUUACCUCCCUUUUCGACAAGGAUGACUCGGCCAGGAUUUAUCAUAUGACACUGGGAUACGUCCACAGUGUUGUGACGGACCAUGAUAAGGCUGUCAUCAUGAAGGAGCUACAGGAGCUGUGGCAGCUACUGCAGAGAGAGUACAGCCUUGAUCGGCCUAAUGUCUGCUACUUUGAAUCCAUGCGGGAGUUCCAACCAAUCAAAAUGCUUUUAAAUAACACUUCACCGGCUGGGCUGUAAAUAAAAAUAAAAAAAAAUUUUCAAAGUAUUGCAUUUGCUUCGCAAUUAACCUGCCUUGAUCUAAAAUGUUAUAAAUGUGCUUAAUAAUUAACCUGCAUAGAUAAAAGCUAUGGGUAAUAUACAAAUGUUUACAUUGUUUAUCUUUUUUUACAAGUUUAUUUUUCUGAGAGAAAAACAGCAUAUUAA
Messenger RNA from Physella acuta, 1153 nucleotides. RefSeq lists its product as uncharacterized. NCBI's taxonomy places the organism in Eukaryota, Metazoa, Mollusca, Gastropoda, Physidae. The record is from RefSeq and is a predicted model, not a curated record.